AAAAGGUAGCGGGAGAAAUCUGAAAGCAAAAUAGCGCGAGAAUUUUUCAAUCAAAAACGUCACCGAUGCAAGGCGCCAAUAUUAUGAAAUUAUAUUCCCCGCGCCUCAAUUCAUCAUUUUUAAAACAAAAGAUCUGAACCGUCCACGUAAUCUCCAAAAUCAACCAUAAAACAAAAACUCCACCUUCAGUUUCUUCUUCCCCUCGAUUUCCGAAAACACCAAAACACAAAACAAAAAUGGAAGAUUCUGGAAAAUCCAAUCUCAACAGUAGUAGUAAAUUAUUGAAUUCAUGGAUGCUUAACUUUCAGAAACUCGCUCUCGAACUCAAGUGCUCUCUCUGCUUGAACUUGUUCAAACAACCAGUUUUGCUUCCAUGUAAUCACUUGUUCUGCAGUUCCUGCUUGGUGGAUGGUACUGAGAUUGGUACUUGUUCUAAGUGUGCUCUCUGUAAGACUAAGUACGCUGAAACAGAUGUAAGGCAUUUGUCUUUUCUGGAAAACAUGGUAGCAAUUUAUAAGAAUAUGGAUGCGACAUUUUGUGCUAAUGCGUUUCAGCAACGAUCUUCUGAUAACACGAGGGUUUUGGAGCAGUGCCAAACUCUUCGCAAUUCAACUGGUAGUAAUAAAAAGGCUGAUAAGGUUCUGCACAAUUCACACAUUUCAAAUGGAGUUGGGGUUGGCCAGAAUCACAAAUCUGGAAUUACAAUGAAUGGUAAAGCCGGGGAGCUUGAAAUGUCUCGCAGAGGAGGGGGUAACAACCACAUUGCAGUGAAGCCUAAUUCAAUGAGAUGUUCCCAGACAGAAAUUGGGGGUCAUAUGGAAAUGGAUUUGAAUCAAGUGACACAAUCAGCACCAGAUAGCCCUCCAUUUUGUGACACCAAAGGUUCUGAUAAUGGUUGCAGCGAUCAAAACAGUGAGAAGCCUCUCAAUCUUGAGAGAUCUGAAAAUUCGUCAUUGACAAGAGCAAACACAGGAAAAGGUAAUAUGAAAGAAAGAAUGGCUCAAUUCAGGUCUGAAAGUUCUGCCUCUGAAAAUGAGGAUCUUACGAGAGAUCUUAAGAGACAAAAGAAUCUUACUAAUGGAGAUGGUAUUAUUCAACAACGCACCUCAUUUCAUAAUAAGCUUGUGGAUUCUCCCUGUGACUCGGGCACUAAUUUUGAAAAGGACCCCGGUGCACUCAUCCCUUCAAAUGCACCAAAUGACUUGUGCCCAAAUACUAGCAUCUUCUGCUUGUUUUGCCAGUCCUUUAGAAUUUCAGAGGCUACUGGGCCAAUGCUGCAUUAUGCAAAUGGGAUUUCAGUUGCAGGAGAUGCUGCAAUGCAACCAGAUGUCCUGCAUGUGCAUAAAGCUUGUAUCGACUGGGCACCACAAGUGUAUUUUGUUGGCGAUACUGUUAAGAAUUUGAAGGCAGAAGUGGCCAGGGGAGCAAAGCUUAAAUGCACAAAAUGCGGUCUAAAGGGAGCUGCUCUUGGUUGCUAUGUCAAAUCAUGUAGAAGAACUUAUCAUGUCCCUUGUGCAAUGGACAUCUCUACUUGCCGCUGGGAUCAUGUGGAUUAUCUCUUGCUAUGUCCUGUUCAUUCAAAUGUCAAAUUUCCAAAUGAGAAAUCCAGUCAUGAUAAACAGGCAAUUCAGAACCAUCCUGUUUCAUCUCAUCUGCCAUUUCAACAGUCAAAUCAACAGUUGGGAGCUUCAGAGGAUUAUGGUAAAAAAAUGGUUUUCUGUGGAUCUGCUCUAUCGAAUGAAGAAAAGUUGCUAAUGAUUAAUUUUGCAAGAAAGGUUGGUGCUACAGUGACCAAGUGUUGGACCUCAAAUGUCACCCACGUGAUCGCGGCGACUGAUGCAAAUGGAGCAUGCUCCAGGACAUUGAAAGUUUUGAGGGCGAUUCUAAAUGGACAAUGGAUCCUAAAAAUGGACUGGAUAAGAGCAUGUAUGGAAGCGAUGAAUCUCGUAGAAGAAGAACUGUAUGAAGUUGAUCUUGACAACCAAGGGUGUCAGGGUGGCCCAAAAGCUGGCAGACUUAGGGCAUUGGCCAAUGAGCCAAAGCUAUUCAAUGGCUUAAAGUUUUAUUUUUCUGGUGAUUAUGAUCUGAGUUAUAAGAAAUAUCUUGAAGAUUUAGUUGAAGGAGGAGGAGGUGCUGUUUUGAAAAGCAAGGAUGAAUUGGAAGUAGGAAGAGAUGCAAACUUGCUAGCUGUUUACAAUCUUGAUCCCCCACAAGGAUGUAAGCUGGGGGAGGAAGUUUCAAUUCUUUGGCAGAGACUGAAUGAAGCAGAGGAUUUAACUGCCAAUACUGUUGGUCACACAUGGAUUCUGGAGUCAAUUGCUGCAUGUAAGUUGCAGCCUUUUAGUUAGCUAAAACGCAUUCUGUACCGGAUAUCUUUUUCAUCUUUUAAUAGGAUGUUUAUUUUGCAAAAGUUGAUCAAUUUUGUAUAGGAUUUGUACUGAACUUAUAUCUUGUUCUGGCAUUCAAGAUAUAUCUUGUUCUGGUGUUCAAGAUAUUGAAAGAUGCUAGGUAACACUAAUAGUUAAUGAAAUCCAUGUGGAAUUGAAUAAAUUGUAAGGUAAGUUUUGCUUUUUA
This is a messenger RNA of Trifolium pratense (red clover), 2574 nucleotides long. RefSeq names its product BRCA1-associated RING domain protein 1. Bases 237 to 2348 code for a protein of 703 amino acids. Gene Ontology annotation, molecular function: ubiquitin-protein transferase activity; metal ion binding. The record is from RefSeq and is a predicted model, not a curated record. Gene Ontology annotation, cellular component: BRCA1-A complex; plasma membrane; BRCA1-BARD1 complex. Gene Ontology annotation, biological process: double-strand break repair via homologous recombination; positive regulation of transcription by RNA polymerase II; negative regulation of fatty acid biosynthetic process. The transcript has 13 exons. NCBI's taxonomy places the organism in Eukaryota, Viridiplantae, Streptophyta, Magnoliopsida, Fabales, Fabaceae.